Sordaria macrospora k-hell is the source of this 903-nucleotide messenger RNA. RefSeq lists its product as uncharacterized. The record is from RefSeq and is a predicted model, not a curated record. Lineage: Eukaryota; Fungi; Ascomycota; Sordariomycetes; Sordariales; Sordariaceae.
AUGAGCCCGCAAUCGUUCAGCACAGCCCUCGCUCUGCUCCUCUUCCUCCUCUCUUUGGUUUCUCUUGGGCUAGCAGGACCACCCAGACACAAACAUGAAAUCCGAGACCUCCCCAGCGCCUUGACCAGCACCCAAACCGAGGACGAAACCACAUACUACAGUGAAGCUACCGAGACCUACAUCUCCCUACCACCACUUUGGCCACCACGACCAACACCACACAGCAGCAGCACGGAUUCACCAUCCACAUUCUCAACAUCAUCACCAGAAUACCCUUACGACACCGAAUCUGACACCACCACCACGUCAUGGAACUGGACCUUCACACCAAGUACCACCUGGAACUUCACCACACCUUGGAAUACGACCUGGACAGGCUACCCCGAGCCCACCACGGCCUCCAACAUCACCACACCUUUCACCCACUUCACCGGAUCACCAUUCACCAGUAACAGCCCGCCCUACUUCACCUGGUCCAGCUACUCUGACACCUGGGGCGACCACAACACAUACCCCACGCCCAGCAGCGCCAGUCCAGGCUGGACAUAUGAAGAUAUAACGACGACCAUCUCCGUCAUCAAAACCCUGACUUCCUUCACCACCACCGUUGUCAAGUCCAAGACCGUCAGGCCGUCCCCAAAACCGCCCAUAACAUCCAACACGUUCACAUUCAAGACCACACCCUUUGCAAACCUAACAACGUUUACUUCUCCCAAGUGGACGACCCUCCCUAUCGCUUCACUGACGGGUAACCCCUUCUGUUCGAACGCGGCGGACCCGGAUAAUGGGAUUGGGAAUCAUUGCGUUUGUGACAAUGGGGAGACGGUCGGGGUGAUUCCGUUCAGUAAGGGGGGCAAUGCGAGUGAUUAUCAGCCUUGUGCUUAUACCACUGUUGGGUAUUGA